CCGUGGAGUGCGGGUCUGACACGGAUUACCUGGAUAACGGCUUAGAGGCUGGGUGGGCAUCAACCGAGGAGAAACAGAAAAGGGAGCGUUUCUUUGAUUCUUUAAAAAUUUUCCAGAACACACAUAAAAGUUUCACCAAGUUUCUUUUGAAUGGGACUGUUUCCCUGGACUUCAGCCAUGGCGAGACGGUUUGUUCACUUGCUGCAUUUGUUUUUGAUUCUGGAGUCCAGCUGGGGUAAACUCGUAUCUGAGGAUUUUGGUGAAGUCGUGCGUCAAGGUGCCGAUGUCGCAGCGCCUGUAUAUCAGCGCGUCUUGGCGCACGAAAGCGCAAACCGGGACAUGGUCUCCAUCAACAUGUUCAAAGUGUACGAGAAGUACAGUAAAGAGCCGCAGAGCCAGAGGGACGGAAACACCGUGAGAAGUUUUAAAGCUGUCCCGAGAGUUUCACAUGGCAAGGAAGUGUACCAGUUCAACCUGUCCUCCAUCCAAGACUCAGAGCUCAUCCUCUUCGCAUCUUUUCACUUCCUCUACAAGCGGCCCCGCCACCACCAGCGACCGUGGCGUUUCCGAAGGCCCCGCCACCCAUCCGGCGUCCUCCAGCAUCCCCAUCCUUCUUCUCCACAGCUCCUCUUCCAUGGAUCAUCUCCAAACUCAGCUUUUGCAACACUGCUGGGAAACAUAACUCUGACUCCUUUCAAGAAAGGCUCUUGGCAAUCGAGGGAUGUAACUGCGGUAGUGAAACAUUCCAGGGAUGUCAAAGAGCUGGUGGUAACGGUGGAGUUUGAUAUGGAGUUUGGGGCGCCUCGGAGGAGCCCCUACGGACAAGAGCGCCUCUCUCCAGCCAACCUGCCGUAUAUUCUGGUAUACGCUGACGAUCGAGCUAUAGAUGAGCCAAACAGCGUGGCUAUGUCACUCCAGCGGUAUGGGCCUUUCCCUGUAGGGGACGAUGCAUCCUCCUCAGCCUCAGCCUCAAGGAUCCGGAGAGAGCUUCAUCUCCAGAUCCACACAAAUGAUAUCCCACAAGUCCAGUUCAACACCUUGAAGAAUCAGGAACUGUGGCAGAACACAUAUUUCCCAGCUAAAGCCAAAGCAGCGGUCAAACCAGGAAGGAAGCAGGGUCAGGAGAGCAGCGAGGGCCUGAAUAAGCCACAGGUGCUGAGCUUCGAUGAGAGGACGAUGAAGAAGGCCAGGAGGAGACAGUGGAGCGAGCCGAGGGUUUGCUCCAGGAGGUACCUCAGGGUAGACUUCGCUGACAUCGGCUGGAGCGAGUGGGUUUUGGCGCCAAAGGCAUUUGAUGCCUACUACUGCGCCGGGACCUGUGGGUUCCCCAUCCCUAAGGUGGUGCGGCCCUCCAAUCACGCCACCAUCCAGAGCAUUGUCAGAGCUGUGGGAAUCGUCCCCGGUGUCCCUGAACCGUGCUGCGUUCCAGAGAAGAUGAGUCCUCUCAGCGUCCUUUUCCUCGACCCAAACAGGAAUAUGGUUCUCAAGGUUUACCCUGGCAUGUCUGUGGAUACCUGUGCCUGUCGAUAGGGCUGGAGCCACGGGAGCCUCCAGAACUGCAACUGUUGGAUCUGAAAAACAGUCAGAAGGACGUAACUGUAGAUUGAGCAUACAGCAGGAAGACACUUUUUCGAUUAAAGGACAAUUGUGGUGAAACACACCAGGACAACUGAGAGAAACUGGAACUAAAAUGAUAUGACUGUCAGGGCUGCACUUCCCAAGUUUCCUUCUGAAUACCUUUUUUUCUGAGAUCUUGGAAUUGUUUGUUUGACGUUUAGGUUUUCCCACUUAUCUAACAGUUUUAAUAGUCUUUUUGCGUUUGGUCCACAUUCAUUUAUUUUUCCCCUUCUUCAAAAAUAGCUGGAUGUUGGGUUUCAUUCAGAGCUCCUGCAGGUAAAUUUCCAUUGAUUCCUUUCAGCUGUUUUUUUUUUCCUUUUUUGUUUUUGCUUCCAUUUUACAUUUGGAAAGAUUUAUAAAGUGAUUUAUGCCUGUUUUGAUUUUGGAAAGCACUUGAUUUGCUCUGGUCUCAGUCUGGACUGAACUGGACCUGGUUUUGGCAUCUUCUCAGUCUCCACUUGACUACAGCUCUGUGAGAGAAACCUAUACAGCCCUUUAGGCUUGCUUUUGAUGAGCUCAGUGCCUGAAAACCCUUUGAGAACAGUAUCCUGUGCUGCUUGCCAUCUUUCACAUUCAGCACAGACAUAUGGACAAACUGAUGAACUGCACAUGGACUCAGGAGGGUUUUGGACACAGGUAGAAUGGCAGAACAUUUACAUUCCACCAAUUAACCAAAUGCAGCUACUAACACAAACUAAAUGGUAGUUUUUGUAGUGGUGUCCCUUUAAGUGACACACUGAUGUCAUUGAACACCUCCCAUAUAUUAGCAAGAAAUGUUAUUCAUGCAUGAGGGGUAGUAGCUUCUUUGAAAUAUAUUUCAGUAGUCAUUUGUUUAUAUCUUGUAUAUAAUGUGUGUAUUUUGUCACUGGGAACAGAAGCAUUGUGUUGCAUGUUUCUACUACAGCAUAGAGAAGAAAAUGGUGUGCUGCUGCCCCCUGCUGUGCAUUUUGGAAAAGUUGAAGGUACUUCAUAAUUAACAAAUCAAGAACUUAAAAGUAUUUCCAGUGGCUAUUUUUCCCUAAUACAUAUAUACUGUUUAUUCAAUAAGACAUGUACAGUUUGUUAUAUGUACAGUAUGAUAAAAGAUUUCCAUAGUAAUUAAAAAGGGAUAAAUAUAUCUAACCCUCUAACUGAAUGGUUAAAAGUGCAUUUGAAUAAUUUGAUGUGUGCUUUAACAAACCACAGACAUAAUGUAUUUGUGGUAUAGAAAUAAACUGAAUUGUACAUACAGCCAAAAAUACUGUUGGCUUAGGUUUUAUUUUUAAAAAGUAUAUAAGCAUAGACAUAGAUGUGUACAUUUGACAUAUACCUUACCGUAACUUACUGUAUAUCAAUAUAACAUACAAUAAUAUUAUAAUAUCAACCAUACAUUUACAUUAGAUAACAAUACAGUAGAUUACAGUGAUGUAUUGUGCUAAUCUUGCUUUUGUUUUGUUGUUUUA
Messenger RNA from Toxotes jaculatrix (banded archerfish), 3059 nucleotides. RefSeq names its product growth differentiation factor 10b (gene ifngr1l). The transcript has 3 exons. The record is from RefSeq and is a predicted model, not a curated record. Gene Ontology annotation, molecular function: cytokine activity; growth factor activity. Bases 151 to 1530 code for a protein of 459 amino acids. Gene Ontology annotation, biological process: BMP signaling pathway; SMAD protein signal transduction. NCBI's taxonomy places the organism in Eukaryota, Metazoa, Chordata, Actinopteri, Toxotidae. Gene Ontology annotation, cellular component: extracellular region.